GAACCCAUAGUUGUCCUAAACAGUGUCCUAAAUGCUCCCUCUAUGGUUAUUUCCAUUAUUGGCAACAUUUUGUUGCUCGUCGCCGUAUUGAGAACGCCUUCGAUCCGUUCGCCAAGCACAAUUUUGCUGUGCAGCUUGGCCCUGUCUGACCUUCUUGUUGGAGUGGUAGUUCAAUCACUGUACCUUGCUGCUUUCUUAAAAAGAAAUCAUUCUGUGCUAAACGCAUCAAGAACAUUGUCUUUUAUUGCAAGUGGUGCUUCUUUAUUCACUAUGACAGCCAUAGCAGUGGAUCGGUUCUUAGCCCUUCACUAUCACAUGCGAUACGCAGCGCUAAUGACUACAUGUCGCGCAAAGUAUUCCCUAAUGGCCCUCUGGACCGCUGCCGCCUUGUUAUCAAGCUCAGGUUUCCUGAAUAGGAAUGUCUAUGAAUCCACUGUAGCUGUUUCUAUCUCUAUUUCCCUUUUUAUUAGCACCAUUUUUUACAUCAGAAUCUAUAGUAUUUCUCGACGGCAUCAAAACCAGAUUCACCUUCAACAACAGGCGGUGGAAAGAGUGAAUAUCCAACGGUUUUCUUCAAGGCUAGAUUCAAUGGAAUCAUCAUUACCCACGCAUGAGAUAUUCCAUUAAGCGCCAAACAAAACUGCCAACAAAGAGAAGGUUAAAACGUACAAUGAUGACAAGCAAGUUUGAAGCAAACUAUUCCAGUAAUUCAUCAGCUAACCCUAACAUUGGUUUUGAGACAGUGGUAACUGUAAACUGCAUCCUCAAUGCACCUUUGAUGUUGCUAUCCAUCAUUGGCAACGCUCUUCUAUUAGUCGCCAUAUUGAGGACGCCAUCGAUUCAACAAGUAUGUGAUGAAACAAGCCAAGCAAACUAAAAGGCAAAUUGCGAUAAAAAAGCUGCGAGAAAGUGAUAAAUACUCGGCGACAAAAGAAAUAAAAACGAGAAUAACGUGAUAAUACACCAAAUAGUUAAUAUUGUAUAGAUUGCCCGGCUUGUUGUCAUUAAUUUUGGGUACUGCAGGUGACAGUGGAGAGCUAAGAAACGAUCCACUGUUAUGGCUGUCAUCGUCCAAAGAGAGACACCGCACCCAGCAAUACAAUUUUUCUUACUGCUUUCUGUAGUGCUGGGACGGUUCUUACUAUUAGUUUUGCUAUAUAAGCUGGUUCUACCCGCGAAGGUGUUUUCUACCUAAUUCAGGCCAUAAUUUUAUCUGCGAAUAACCCUCUGAAUUCACGGCGUUAUUUAUAGUUUGAGGUGAAUAAUAGCUGCAUAAAGCGAAGCGUUAAAUGACCAUGGUUUAAUAUUUGGGGAAAUGAUCUGUAUUUCUUUUAAUCGUAGCAUUCAUAUUAAUAUGAACAAAAACGGUCAUGAAUAAGAUCGCAACGCACAUUGGGCGGAUGCGAUUCCGUGGAAUAUGCAAAUUAUUUCCUUUUUAUCUGAUGACUGCAGAUUCUAUGGUAUUGUUUGAAAAUUGUAUUUCAAAAAGAACCAAAAAAACUACAGACAAUAGAUUCUAGAAACCUUAAUCAUAAUUAGAAAGAAUAGAGGAAAUUAAUAUCCAGAGAAAAACGAUAAUUUGCUGUCUUCGUUUUUCUUAUUAUUUUAAUUUAGAUUCAUCUGUUAUCUUAGUACGUAUGAAGUUUCUUCUAUUUCCCAGUUUGGGUAACAAUUCAAUAUAUGCAGAUUUUGUGCAGAUCAGUAGAAUAAAAUUUUGGAAUCCUUCUUAUCUGAUUAAAAGUAUUCGAGAUCGUUUCAUUUUAGUUUAAAUUUUGUAAACUGCCUCUUACAGUUGUUUUCUAAAAAAGAGGCUAUUAUUCAGUUAUCUUGACCGAAAAAGCUUGGUCGAUAAAAGGUUUAUCAUAUGGCAAAAAUAUUUCACUUUGGUAGGAAUCAAGACUAAAUUAUUUAUUUCGAGAGCCAGGAGAGAAAGCCAAAGGUGUUUUUGGCGCACCAAAACAACGAGAAGAUUUAAUUUUUUCUUUGUUUUGACUGACUCUUACCGGUUUUUUUGCAAAUUAAUCACCGACGUUGCCCAAGAAUUAUGAUACGCGUAAGUCCGUUCGGACUUGUGCACAAGUAAAUGCUGUGAUAUUUUCACGAAAAAAAAAGGUAACCAAAUCAAAAUUCUGCACCCACUCCACUUUUUUUUCAGUUUUUUUCUUAAUCUCAUUAAUUUAUUUGCUAUCUAAUAUAAACAGUUGAUAUUCUUUUGUAUGGCGUCACUUUUCUAUUUUUAACUCUAACUUUUGAUUAUCUCCAAUUCCUUGCAAACAAAGAGAAGGUUAAAACGCAUAGUGAUGACAAGCAAAUUUGAAGUAAACUAUUCCAGUAACUUAUCAGCUAACCAUAAAAUUGGUUUUGAGACAGUGGUAAUCGCAGACUGCAUCCUCGAUGCACCUUUGAUGUUCCUAUCCAACAUUGGAUAUUGAAGACGCCAUCGCUUCGUUUACCGUCCGUCAUUUUUCUCUGCAAUUUGGCUGUUUCAGAUCUUCUGGUGGGAUUAGUGGUACAACCAGUUUAUAUAGUAGAACAAAUGGUAAGAAUUGUUCCAAAACUACAAGAAGCAGUAGGAGCAAUGAGAUUUGCUGGGUGCGGUGUCUCUCUCUCGACAAUGACAGCCAUAACAGUGGAUCGUUUCUUUGCUCUCCACUAUCACCUGCAGCACCCAUAUUUAAUGACAACAAGCCGGGCAAUCUAUACAAUAAUAACUAUUAGGUGUAUUAUCACGUUAUUCUCUUUUUCAAUUCUUUGGUCGCCGCGUAUUUAUUAUUUUCUUGUAGCUUUUUUAUCACAAUCUGCCUUUUGCUUUGCUUGGUUUGUUUUAUCAAGAUUUACCGAAUUGUUCUCCGGCGUCAGUUGCAAAUUCACGUUCGACAAAAAGCACUGGAAAAUUCAACUGACACAAAUAAACAGCAAAUACGAAAAACAACUAAGAGUGCAAAAAAUAUCUUCAUAUAUUUCCUCGUCAUGAUUUUAUUCUACACUCCAUUGUUUUUUGUUCAUAUUUUUUCAGCCAUUAAUAAUUUAAACUCAAGAAUUCUCUUGACCUUUCCGGUUACUUUAGCAUUCAUGAACUCGUCUAUCAAUCCAUUUCUAUAUUGCUGCCGUAAUACCCGGGCUCCGAACGGCAGUUUUUAAAACAGCAAGGCUUUUGUCUUGCAGAGAAAUGGAUUAAAGCGCUUCAACCUAGAAACAAGUCAUUGUACAAAAUCUAAAUGUAUUGUAGAAACAAAGUUCUCUUAUCGUUGUGACUCUUAAGGCUAUGACAUCAUAAGAUAUUUCAAUUCGUAUUUUCGCGUUGAUCAACUAUCAGGUGAUCCUUUGGACCGUUUUAGCCGAAGAUCUGUAUGAAAAUAGAAAAAAGAUAGAGGGAAAAGAAAUGCGGCGAAUUAUAGUUCCCAUAGACAAUAAGGGUUUGGAAAGGGGAAAGUAACAAAUGAAUUUUCUGCUUUAUAAUUAUGUGAAGGUGCACUAAUUUUCAACACUUUUAGCUCUAAAUGUUAAUGUGAGAGGACAACUUUUGUAAUAUUAUAUACUUAACAUAAAUGUCACACUCGUAAAGCCUGCAUCAAAAGCCUUGAUAAGGUCUAAAAAAAAUCAGCAAAACAGCGCCUGACCAUGUUGACGACAAGCUGACUUACAUUAGAGAUAGAGUCCUCCGCUUGUUAAUGAAUGCAUAGUAAUUAAGCCAAAUAUAACUUGCCCAGAUUUUGCAUGAAACGAAAAGGUUUAGUUUGCGUCUCGGGACUCCAUCAAUACAUUCGCCAGCCAUGCUUUAUAUCAGCAAUUUAACCCAAUCGGACUGUCUUGCACUAUUUGCGCAACCAACUCAACUGGUUCGCCGAUCUCUCCUCUACGUAAUUGGCCAUCAAAUAUUCAUUGCUUCAUCUGAACCGUUUUCAUUUCAAUUUGCUCGACAGUUUCUCAUGAAUAUGUUCAAGCUUUUUUCAUCCAACACAGUUAUGGCUGGGAACAUAAAGGAUAUUAUUAGAAUCAAAAACUUCACCAAAUUGUGUGAAAAAUUAAUGGAUUUUUAACCAAAAUGAAGUCGUUACGAAUAACAGUCCACAACAUUACAACUUUGCAUAUUGUGUUUCUUAAAUACUUUCUGCACGAUUUUUCUUUGCUUUUCUCUUGCUAUUUACAUAACGUACGAUUUCCGUGAUCAAAUAGAAGACUUAGUUCUUCGUUUAAUUGAAAGCGAAAGUCGUCGAAGUACAUCUCAUAAGAUACCACAUGGUAAUGAUUCAUUUUUACGCCAAUCUCUGCCAGUCGGAAUGCACUGUGUGAGUUCAUUGACAUAUUUAUCUAGCCUUUUUUACGUUCAAAGAAGAAUUUUACAACAAAUAAGAAGAGGUUUAGAGUAGAGUAGCUUCUUUCAUCCUCGCUAUUAAUUAAAGAAAUAAGGUGACACAUUUCAAUUAAAUUUUACAAGUUCAUGUUUGGCUUCUCUCUUGAUUAAACAAUCAUGAAUUUAAAAAAAAAAACAUGUUAAGAAAUCAAUUAGAUUCAUCUGUUGUUUCUGUUCGUGAAUAGCAUCCUCUGUUUUCCAUGUUUGGGUGAAAAAACAUUUUGAGAUCCUUCUGGUCUGAAUGGAAGUAUUCAAGAUCAUUUGCCUUAGUUUUAAUUUUUCAACUUCUUCUAACAGACGCUUUUUGCGUUACUGAGGGUGUUAAUGUCUCGACAUACGACAAAGGGAAAAGCAAACAUUAUUCACUUUUCAUAACGAAAGCUUCGAAAACUAAAUUAUCGUAGCACACCUGGCCUCAAUUGAUUUACACGUCUGACUUUAUUAUUCACUUCAUUUAAAACAAGCCUUCGUUUGUCAGUUCAUCAGUUUAUCGAUAGAGGCCAAACACGAACAAAUAAAAUAUAACUUUAAAUGUGUCGCCCAUAUUCUCUAAUUAACAGCAGAGAUAACAGAAACACAUCACUACUAUUAAAGUCCUCUCCUUCCACUCAAACUCUUCACUCCAUGUCAAAAUAGACUAAUUGAAUAUACCAAAGCGCUCGUAUGUAUAUAGUGGUCGGCUAAAAUUACCGCGGAAAUAAAUUCAUCGCCAUAUGGUGAAAAUUUACCUAACGUUCUGUCUAUCAAAAACUUUCCCUCUUAGUCAACCAAUAAACUGAAAGUUUUAAUUUACCCCAGCUACAUUAUAUCCCUUUAAAAUCUUGAGAAAAAUAAGAGAAAACCUUGCACCGGGUAUCAAGAAAAAACAUACUAUAUUCAUAGUUUUGGCAUUGUGGGUUAUAUUUAUUAACUUUCCUUCUUUUUCAAGUAACAGUCUGGCUCCACAACAAGUUCAUAAAGUCCUUAUUCGUGAUACUUUUUUUUGAUUAAUCAACUUGACAUGCUCUGUCAAAUUCACGACAGACUUAAAGGCAAAUUAAAAGUAAAGCAACAGAAGUAGAGCGAUAUAUAUUUCAUGGCCAAAUAAAUAUGGGGAAAAGACUACCACAUUCAUCGAUGUUGAUGUAUGAUAGUUCGCGUUAAAACGCACGUGAUGCUUAAAACGAUCAUCAACUAUCAUGACCGUUUACCUAUUGCUAAACUGAAUGGCGUUAGCCUUAAAUCCUCUUAACUGAUGGUGUUUCCAUUAGGCGUUUGUUGUAUACCAAAUAGGACUUUUUUCCUUUUUCCUAACCACUGAAAGCUUAAUUUGUCCUCGAAUAACACAAUGUUGGAGCUAAAAGCAUUAAACAUCGCGACACCCUGAUUUAAGUCAAGACACACGGAAUUUUUUAUUAGUUUCUUUCGCCGUUUCAUUGUCAAAGGUCCCUCUUACCUUCGAAGGGAUCUAAAUUUCAUUUCUCCUCUUUCCUUCUUUUUGCUUUAACGUUUAAGCUUUUGGCCAUAAUCUUUCUUAAGGACCUUGCUUUUCUUGCUUAACUCAAGAAUACGAUAUAUUGAUACAUGUGCGGGUUAUAACGGUCGGGGAACUUUUUCUAAUGAACUCUUAGAUUUUGUACAAGACCUUGCGAAAGAUUUGUUUCGAUUUAGUUCUAGGUCAGAACUCUUUCAUCCGUUUCUCUGCAAGAAAAAAGCCUCGCUGCUUUAAAAACUGCCGUUCUGAGCUCGGUCAUACGCCAACAAUACAAAAAUGGAUUGAUAGACGAGUUCAUGAGUACCACAGUGAAUGAGAAAGUCGGUAUAACUUUUAAAUCCACACCAAUAAAACCCGAAAUAAUUACAACAAUCGAAAAUGGAGAGUAACAUAAAAUCAUCGCGAGGAAAUAUAUAAAAAUAUUUUUUGCACUCCUAGUUGAUUGUCGUAUGUGAUGGUUGUUUGUAUCGUUGAAUUUUCCACUGCUUGUUGUUGAAUGUGAAUUUGCAACUGAUGCCGACGAACAAUUCGGUGAAUCUUGAUGAAACAAACCAAGUUAACUGAAAGGAAAAUUGUGAUACUAAAGGCUGAAACAAAACAAUGAUAAAUACUCGGCGACCAAAUAUAUGAAAAAGUGAAUAACAUGAUAAUACACCAAAUAGUUACUAUUGUACAGAUUGCCCGGCUUGUUGUCAUUAAAUUUGGGUACUGCAGAUGAUAGUGGAGAGCUAAGAAACGAUCCACUGUUAUGGCUGUCAUCGUCCAAAGAGAGACACCGCACCCAGCAAAUCCCAUUGCUCUUACUGCUUUUGGUAUUGCUGAGACGGUUCUUACUAUUUGUUCUGCUAUAUAAGCUGGCUGUACCACCAAUCCCACAAGUAGAUCUGAAACAGCCAAAUUGCAGAGAAAAAUGACAGACGGUGAACGAAUCGAUGGUGUCCUCAAUAUGGCGACUAACACAAGAGCGUUACCAAUGAUGGAUAGCAACAUCAAAGGUGCAUUGAGGAUGCAGUUUGCUGUAACUACUGUCUCAAAACCACUCUUGGGGUUAGCUUCUGUGUUGCUGGAAUAGUUCGCCUCAAAUUUGCUUGUCAUCAUUGUGAAAAUAUUUGAAGGUUUUGUUCAGCGUUUGAUAGAAUAUCUGAUGGAAGGAUAGUGAUAACUCAUUUGAAUAUGGCCUUGGGGAAAAAAACUAUUUAAGAGUAAAAUUGGGCCAAAAUUGUAUCUGCAAGUAACCUAAUGAAUUCACGACGUUAUUUGUGAUAUUUGUUAUAAGUGAUCCGUAUUUAUUUUAAUCAUAGCAAUGGGUCUUGUUAGUAUGAAUAAAAAAGAUCAUGAAUAAGAUCGCAGUGUACAUUGAUAAGGAUGCGUGCAAUUCCGUGGAAUAUGCAAAUAAUUUCCUAUUUUCUCUUAAACUGUCUAUUCUAUGUUAUGGUUUGAAAAUUGUAUUUCAAAAAGAAGCCGAAAACUACAAACAAGAGACUCUAGAAACCUUAACUAUAAUUACAAAGAAUAAAAAAAUUUAAUAUCCAGAGGAAAACGAUAACUUACUGUUAUAUAUAUUUCGAAUAUAAACAGUUGAUAAUCUAUUGUAUGGCGUCACUUUUCUAUUUUUAACUCUUUUGAUUAUCUCCAAUCCGUGCAAACACAGACAAGGUUAAAACACACAAUGAUGACAAGCAAAUAUGAAGCGAACUAUUCCAGUAACUCAUCAGCUAACCAUAAAAUUGGUUUUGAGACAGUGGUAAUUGCAAACUGCAUCCUCAAUGUACCUUUGAUGUUGCUAUCCAUCAUUGGUAACGCUCUUGUGUUAGUCGCCAUAUUGAGGACGCCAUCGAUUCGUUCACCGUCCGUCAUUUUUCUCUGCAAUUUGGCUGUUUCAGAUCUUCUUGUGGGAUUGGUGGUACAACCAGUUUAUGUAGCAGCUGAAAUAGCAAGAACCGUCCGAGCAUUAUCACAAGCAGCAGAAACAGUGGGAUUUGCUGGGUGCGGCGUUUCCCUUGCGACGAUGACAGCCAUAACAGUGGAUCGUUUCUUAGCUCUCCACUAUCACCUGCAGUACCCAAAUUUAAUAACAACAAGCCGGGCAAUCUGUACAAUAAUAACU
This is a messenger RNA of Pocillopora meandrina, 7935 nucleotides long. The record is from the annotation of a GenBank genome assembly. Lineage: Eukaryota; Metazoa; Cnidaria; Anthozoa; Scleractinia; Pocilloporidae.